Molecule: messenger RNA, 795 nt
Organism: Alternaria burnsii
Lineage: Eukaryota; Fungi; Ascomycota; Dothideomycetes; Pleosporales; Pleosporaceae
Exons: 4
Coding region: 1-795 (264 amino acids)
Molecular function (GO): oxidoreductase activity, acting on the CH-OH group of donors, NAD or NADP as acceptor
Source: RefSeq, a predicted model, not a curated record
AUGGACCAGAUUCCGGGCAUUCUAUAUGCCGACGAGGACUUUACCACAUGGCUAAUACUCGGCGCCAGCAGAGGCAUAGGGCUAGAGUUCGUCAGACAGCUGUUAAAUAAGAACGAGCGCAUCAUCGCUACUGUACGAGAGCCUUGGGCUGGUCAUGCCAGUGGCUUGUGGGGACAAGCGGGGAGCGAUCAUGGCCGAUGCCAAAUGUAUACAUGUGACAUUCUGUCAGAGCAGAGCAUCGAGAAAUUCGUUGCGCAGCUGGCAAUGAUACCGAACCUAAAGAUAGACUAUGUCGUGCUAAACGCAGGUGUUCUAAGGUACCCGAAUAGGGCCACUGAGCUAUCGUUCGACGAGUUCGCUUUCCAUCUGCACACUAACACAAUCGGGCCUAUCAUCACAGCCCAGAAGCUACUUCAGACGAACAUUCCCAUCGGCACCAUCACAUUCAUGUCCAGUGAUUCGGGCUCCCAAGGUAACUUCCGCGAAAUGGAAGAUGGCUUCGCUGCAUAUGCUGCCUCCAAAGCUGCACUCAACAUGGCGGUCAGACAUAUGGCUGCUGAGUUGAAGAGGAAAGACGAUGAUACCAUCAUCCUAUGCAUGCACCCAGGGGAAGUUGCAACAGACAUGGCGAACGUCCAACUGCCAUGGGAAGUCCAAGGCAUAAUUACGCCAGAAGAGUCGGUCAUGAAGAUGAUCGAAGUCAUCAAAAGCAAAGGCAUACAGCACAGUGGUACUUUCUGGACUUAUGAGAACAAGGUCAGCACAUUAAAUCCUCACCCCUGGAUUGUUGACUAA